AAAGCCACCAGCAUCAUGGGCCACAGUCCCCCAUGACCUCGUCGGCUUCCUUUGUCCAUCUCGCUACCACACAAUUCAUACUGCAUAUUCCAUAAGCCAUUGACUGUUCUUUCUUAUUCCUUUAUCUAAACUCACUCGCUUAUAUGUCGCAUUCACAAGCCUAAUUCUGUACUCCAUCUCUGCUGCUUGACGGAUGCCUCUCAUACUGCUUGUCUACAAUCUCUGUCAACAUGGCCUCGCCCGCACCCAAACCUCUAGACAUCCGGGCUAGACGUAGUAGUCCUUCGAUCACCCCAGCGGCGGCCUCUCCCAAUCCUUCUACGCAUUCCAGACAUACCUCGAUGGCCAGACUAUCCUCUCCUGUCCCGUCCCAUCGUCUCAACAGUCCCCCGGUUGGCCAGGUUCCGACUCCUCAGCAGAUGGCUUCCGACAAGCUUGACAACGUUUUGCCCAAACUCGACAAUUUCGGCUCGUUACCUGGUCCUGGGCAGUCUGCUCUCUCUACAGCCCUUGCCUCUUCGUCCAAAUCACCGCCCCGUAUUCACACACCUCCCAUGCUUGAGACAACCCCAAGACAUUCUUCAGCUGGUGCGGCCGCAGUGUCGGGCAGUCAUGAUCGGGUACCGAGAAGUAAUUAUGGGUCCUUGCUCGAAGGAAGGGAUAUGGCAGGAAGCCCGGCUCCUACCGAAGACGCGGAAGUGGUGAAAAGACAUCUUGUGCAGCCAGAUCAAGGGUCGAGCAGAUACAAGGGCUCUUUGCGGAUGGACCUCAAUGAACGGGGAGCGGGCAUGGAUGAGGAAGAGUUCUCCAGUUUACGGCUACAGGGUGGUGAUAUAACACGUGCUGUCUAUCGAUGGGCUGAAGAACAAGAAGACAGUCAACUCGGGCGUGGAAAAAGAAGCAAGAGUUUCAGUUACGCCAGGCCGGAGCCUGAGAGCGAGAUAUUGGAUAUUCAAAACAUCAAGGUACCUGGCGGUUUCCGCAGACAUUUCCUCCGUCGAGCAGCCGAAAGCCCUGACCCUUCAAAUCGAGUCUCGAAUGUUGCUGGGCCAGCGGAGGAUUUAAUCAGAACGCAAGCAAAUGGCAAAUCUAAGCCUAACCCCCAGCUAUUCACCAAUAACUUUCUCGAAUUUCUCACAUUAUAUGGACAUUUCGCGGGUGAAGAACUUGAGGAAGAUGACGAAGUCUUGGAGCCUGACGAAUACUUCUCUUCCGAUGCUUGGGAGGAGGGCAGCGAUCGAGAACCGGGGGAAGACAGCGCUUUGCUCACCCCUGGAACCGGGGGCCUGCGGAAGAGGAGACAUAAAGAACGAAAGACAGGAGGCACUAACAGCAGCUUCAACGCUGCAUUGCUCCUGUUGAAAUCAUUUGUCGGCACAGGAGUUCUCUUCCUUCCCCGCGCUUUUCUCAACGGCGGCAUGCUAUUCUCGUCCCUAGUCUUACUCGGGGUUGCACUUCUCAGUUUUCACUGUUUUAUUCUCCUGGUCAACACGCGCAAUGUGGUUGAAGCGUCUUUCGGCGACAUUGGAGGUGUGUUGUAUGGCAAAUGGAUGAGAGCUCUGAUAUUGUUCUCCAUCGUCAUCAGUCAACUCGGCUUUGUGUCGGCCUACACGGUCUUCACGUCAGAAAACUUACAGGCCUUUGUUCUGGCGGUCUCGAAAUGCAAAAGCUUCAUUGACAUCAAAUUUAUGAUCCUCAUGCAACUGAUCAUCUUCCUCCCACUCAGUCUGAUUCGAGAAAUCGGCAAGCUCGGCUUCACGGCUCUCAUCGCCGACGCAUUCAUCAUGUUGGGACUGAUAUAUCUGUAUUACUACGACAUUGCGACCAUUGUCUUCAACCGCGGCGUCUCCGACAUCACCCAGUUCAACCCUUCCACGUGGACACUCUUCAUCGGGACGGCCAUCUUUACCUUUGAAGGGGUUGGGCUUAUCAUUCCCAUCCAAGAGUCGAUGAAGAAACCGCACAAGUUCCCCGAAGUGCUUGGCAUCGUCAUGGUCAUCAUCACGGUCCUCUUCACCUCGAUCGGCGCGUUGUCGUAUGCCGCCUACGGAUCAAAGACCAAGACGGUCGUCAUCCUCAACCUGCCGCAGGACAGCAAAAUGGUGAACGCGGUCCAGUUUUUAUACUCGCUCGCCAUCCUGCUCAGCACGCCGCUCCAGCUCUUCCCGGCCAUCCGCAUCAUGGAGAACGAACUGUUCACGCGGUCCGGCAAGUACAACCCGUACAUCAAGUGGCAGAAGAACGUUUUCCGCUUCUUUUUGGUCUGUGUCUGCUCGCUGAUCGCCUGGGGAGGGGCGGGCGACUUGGACAAGUUCGUCGCGCUCGUCGGCAGUUUCGCCUGCAUCCCGCUCGUCUACAUAUACCCUCCCAUGCUCCACUUGAAGGCCGUGGCCAGGGGUCCGUGGCAACGGGGGUUGGACUAUGUGGUUUGUGUCUUUGGGGUGGCGGGUUGCGUGUACACCACCGUGCUCACGGUGCAGCAGUGGGCCGGUGGAAGUUCAGGCAAGGCACCCGGCUAUUGUGAUUCCUGAAUUUCAUUGACGGAAAGAGGAUCGGAGAGAGAGAGAGAGAGAGAGAGAGAGAGAGACGAAUUGAAGGGCGCAUCGCAGCUUGUAUUGUGAACAAUAUCCAAUGUACCACUCCGUAAAGGGUGAAGAUGUCAAUAGCGAUCGUGACAGACACGAUGUCCGAGCCAGGACAUGUACGAGUACAGUCUCGGUUCAGAAUGAAAGAUACUUGUACAUACUAUACAUGACAGGUAUUCAGUGCCAUCUCAAAAAUAUGUACGGAAUAUAUAAUACAUUGUAAUGUUGCACGUAUGACGGGCGCGCUG
Molecule: messenger RNA, 2833 nt
Organism: Exophiala oligosperma
Lineage: Eukaryota; Fungi; Ascomycota; Eurotiomycetes; Chaetothyriales; Herpotrichiellaceae
Exons: 1
Coding region: 231-2531 (766 amino acids)
Biological process (GO): amino acid transmembrane transport
Molecular function (GO): amino acid transmembrane transporter activity
Source: RefSeq, a predicted model, not a curated record